This is a messenger RNA of Adelges cooleyi (spruce gall adelgid), 4913 nucleotides long. It is a transcript of the gene chm, whose product is annotated as histone acetyltransferase KAT7. Gene Ontology annotation, biological process: regulation of DNA-templated transcription. NCBI's taxonomy places the organism in Eukaryota, Metazoa, Arthropoda, Insecta, Hemiptera, Adelgidae. Gene Ontology annotation, molecular function: zinc ion binding; histone acetyltransferase activity. Gene Ontology annotation, cellular component: nucleus. Bases 151 to 2586 code for a protein of 811 amino acids. The transcript is spliced from 11 exons. The record is from RefSeq and is a predicted model, not a curated record.
UAAGAAACGCUGCUGUAACAAAUCGAUAUAAUAACAAAAUAACAACAGCUCUAACCGACUUAUGGACAAUAUUUUUGAUUUCUCCAACUAGUUUUCUCGUUAAUAUGUUUUUGUGUUGUUGACUGUUGAUCCGAGAACAAAGCCGGCAUCAUGACAAUCAAGAAAAAGGAGAUUUGUUCUUCAGCAAAUAAGUCUUCGACGCCACCCAAAUCGGCGGCGCGUAAAGAAUUGGCUUCCAGUACGGAUUCUAGUUCCAGCUCAAGCAGUUCAACGUCGUCUUCGUCCGGAUCGGAUUCGUCGAGUUCGUCGGACACUGAGAAUUCGUCUACUACCGAAGACAACUCUACUGAAUCGGAGAAACCAAAGAAGUCGCCGAGGAAAAAGGCUUCAACGUCAUCAGAACCCAAAGGAUCUGAAUUAACCAAAAAGCAGUCGUCGCCCGACAAGUCGUCUAAAUGUAAAUCGAAUACAGCGCCAAAACUGACUGCAGCCAUUUAUACAGACUCCGAUACAGAUGUCGAUUCGAAAACCAAGAGGAAAUUUCCUCCGGUCAAGCCCAAGUCAACAGCCACGGCAGCGGCCGUUUCAAAGCCACAAGACAAGAACAAGAAAACGGAUGUCAAACGUAGCCAAGGCCCACGUUCUAAGGCUACAGCCGUUUCAGACGGAGUCAAGAAACCGGAUACAAAGUCUAAGAGUAUAUUUAGUCCAGAUAAAAUUAACAGUAGUGACAGCGAUCCUCCCCCACCUAAACUGACUCCAAUGAAAAAUGUGGCGCAACAAAAGGCGCUAGUGAAACCCAGGCCAAAGGCAAUGGCGAUGGCAACGUUAAAAAAGAAUUCACCUUCACAUAAGGGUUCUACCUUGACAUCGGCUAGUUCGGAGUCCUCCGAUUCGGAUUCGUUAUCGGACAAAAAGACCAAAAAGAUAACACCCGAUAAAAAGAAGCCUUUAAAUAAACCACAGACAACGCCCAAGGUGACGACGAGCGCUACCGAAUCGUCGUCCAGUGGAAAAGUGUCCAGGGGACGUGGUCGCCCCAGGAAGUACCCGUUACUCGAACCCACCAGAAACGGUUCGAGCUCAAAGACGGGCCAAGACAAGAAGCCAGUUUCCACCAGAGGAACUACUAGAGUUAGUCGUUUAUUGGCGGCCAGCCAUAGAACUACUACGGUUACUGAUUCGGAUUCCGACACAGGAAGUAAAUCGACCAGCACUAGUUGUAAAUCGCCAACGAAAAAAGUUCGCGACAAAAAUCGAAAGCCGUUGAAUUGCAACGAUAAAAGGACAAACAGUGGUCUCGUCGAGUUGGAAGAACGGCUGUGCCCGGUGAACGGUUGCGAUUCUGUGGGUCAUAUGAACGGGUUGUACGAACGGCAUUUCACCUCCGAGGCUUGUCCAAUGUAUCAUAGAUUGACCAUGAAACAAUGCCAAGAAAUGUUGACUGAGCAUUUGAAAAAAAACGAGGAACGUUCAAAAGCCAUUUUGAAACCUAACUCUGCCGAACAAAAGCUUUUCAGAGAAAAGGUAAAAGAAAUGAGAGCAGCUGUAGUCGACAGAAAAAACGACACGAGUAGUGACACAUCAAAUAGUGACCAGUACGCCAGCAAAGAACUGGAACCGGACAUCGCAAAGUGCACAAAUAUACCGUUGUACGAUCUCAAAUUGUUUCAAGAAGCGCAAACAGUCGCUAGUGAAAAAAUAGAAGAAGAAUUGAAACAGCUACCGAAUUUCAAAGGGACUAAAUACUUAGAAAUGGGAAAAUAUGAAAUGGAAGUCUGGUAUCAGAGUCCGUACCCAGAGGAAUACACUCAAGUGCCCAAAUUGUACUUGUGUGAAUUUUGUUUGCAUUACAUGAAGAGCAAAACCGUGUUGUUUAGACACAAACUGAAAUGCGUUUGGAAACAUCCGCCUGGCGACGAAGUUUAUCGCAAAGACCGAAUUUCCGUUUGGGAAGUGGACGGAAAGCGAUUUAAGAUAUUCUGCCAAAAUUUGUGUUUGCUCGCAAAGUUCUUUUUGGACCAUAAGACUCUCUACUACGACGUUGAACCGUUUUUAUUUUAUAUUAUGACGACUCAAGACGAAGAUGGUUGUCACAUUGUCGGUUACUUCAGUAAGGAGAAAAAUUCAUUUUUGAACUUCAACGUGAGCUGUAUCCUAACGCUGCCACCGUACCAGAGACAGGGGUACGGUCGACUGCUCAUCGAUUUCAGUUAUUUGCUGACUCGAGUCGAAGGCAAAGUCGGCUCGCCGGAAAAACCUUUGUCCGACUUGGGACUGAUCUCAUACAGAAGUUACUGGAAGGACGUACUGCUGCAGUAUCUGUGCGACCUGGGCGGAAAACAACUGUCCAUAAAAGAUAUGAGUCAAGAGUUGGCCAUCAACUCCUACGACAUAGUGAGCACUCUACAAGCACUGGGCAUGAUGAAGUAUUGGAAAGGCAAACACAUCAUACUCAAAAAGCAGGACGUGAUUGACGAAUAUCUGGAAAGGUCAAAGAGACGCGGACCCGAGUACAAAGAAAUCGAUGGGAAAUGUCUUAGGUGGCAUCCGCGUUCGGCGCCCGCACCGUCUGGGCCCACGUGAGACGAACUCUGUCCCCGGACUUUGUCGACCGGAGAUUCGUCUCCCAGGGUCAGCAGACGGCCGAGGAGACAGAAACAAGUGAUCCGAUAAAGGAGACACACGGCGGUACUAUAAAAAUACAAACAAUAGGUGUGUAUAAUAAUAAUUAUGGACCAGACAGAUUAUAUUUAUAAAAUAUAUAUAUAUGUAUUUAUUUAUGUAGGUCUUUUAAUACUUGUAUAUGUAUGUUUACAGUUAUAAAUUAUAUAUAUAUAUAUAUAUAUAUAUACAUAAUUAUCAUCGUACAGUUGGCGGUAAUUGUAUCCUUAAGCUCUUUGCUACCUACCCUCGAAAUAAGAAACUAAGUUAAUCGACGGCACAAAUAUUAUUUUACUUUUUUUUUUUUGUCAGCUCUUCUUUUUGCCACAUGAUUGCGCAACGGCCUUUUUUUUCUCGGCCUCGACCGUUUGUACAUAUAUAUAUAUAAAAUUUAUAAUAUCAUAUAUUUCGUGUGCUUGCCCUUCGCACGUGGUGGUUGUACGAUGAACCCGCGGCGUGUCAUCCACCUCUCGCCGUAUAUGUAUUCUUCUAUCCAGUUUAGAGCGUCAGUCGGCCUCGGUGAGAGAGAGAGAGAGAGAGAGAGAGAGAGAGAGAAAAAGCCCGAAAUAAUAUUAUUUAUGUAUAUAUAUAUAUAUAAUAUAUAUACUUUCAUACUUUCUGUGGGCGGCCUCGGUGGAGGUUAAAUUUUAUCCAAGGUCCUUCGCCUACCCCUCGACCUACCCCUUUACCCCCUUGCGUCCACCCUCUUCCCGUUUUGUAUCCCGUGCGCGCCUCUCAUCCGACCGAAAAUACAUCAACGUCGUCGUCGACUGUACAACAAUAUAAUAAUGGCAAUACCGAAAAAAAAAAAAAAGAAAAAAAACAUUUAAAAAAACCAAAUUUCAUUAAAGCAAUAAUAAAAAAAAAUUACCAUAUUCCGGCACGUGUGCAACGGUUAUACUUGUAUUGAAUUAAAUUAUAUAUUUUUAUAUUUAUAAAAUAACAAUAUGUUAUUCGCACGUAUUGUAAAAAUAUACACGGCUUGAGAGUAGGUAUAGAAUUAGGCGUAGUAUCAAGUAUAAAUAAUAUUAUAUUAUAGUAUUUAUAGUAUAUAUAUAUAUAUAUAUAUAUACAUACCCGGUGAUUGUUUUUAACGCCCCACGCAAGUUUACUCUUAAAGCGAUUGCAAUUUUCUAGCGUUUCUUUUUGGAAACAUAUUCAAUUCAUGUUAUAGCAAAACGUUAGACGGUGUACGAAUUUUUCAAAUCAUAUUUUAGUAUUUGCUAGAAGAGCUCUACCGACUUUUGAAACUCAAAUGGCCACGUAUUCAAAUAAUCGAGAAUAUUUACCGAACAAUUUUGACCUGUCGACAUUUUCAAUGCAAGUUGUUCUUAUAAUUUAGAAACUUAAUAAAAUAUGCACGGUACCGUUUUACUGUUGAUAAAGCUCUAGAAUUAUAGCAAAAAAAAAAAAAGAUGACAAUUUCAAUUUUAUCUCAUAUAGCAUAAACAAAAAUGUUUAAAAAAAAAAACGCUAGAAAAUCGCAAUUUGUCUUAAGAGUAAACAGCUAGUGUAGUGCGUUAAAAGAAUCACCCUGUACAUAGUAAUAAGAUAUUUUUUUGGUCCAAUUAUAUAUUUAUUUUAAUAAGAAUUGUUCCCACCGACGAGAAAAAAAACGUUUGCUCACCGUAAGAUGUUAAUAUUUUUUAAUAAUUAUAUAUAUAUUUAUAUUUUUUACAUAUUUUGUAUACUAUAUUAUAUAUGUAUCGUUAACGAUUCGAUUUGCAAGAAAAAGGAUAAAUAUAGAAUAGUAUGUGUUUUUUAUAUAUUUAAAUAUUUUUAUCUUGAAAUAAUUUGAGAAUUUGUACUUGGUUUUCAGAGUUUGUUUUGAAGGUCAAGUUAAAUGUCUUUGGUUAGGCGUUUGUUGUUUUUGUUUUGUUUAUUGACUAAAAUUUAUUUUAUUUUUUUAUCAGGUAACGCGCGGAAAAUGUAUAUUUUUUUGUAAAAGCUCAAUUAUUAUAGUUUUUGUUUUCUGUUGUUAUUGUAAAAUGUUCGGUCGGCGUUUUGUCGACUGUCGACUGUGUGUUGGUGUUACUUUUUUCCAAUCUGUUUAAAAUUAAAAAAAUGUGUAAGCAAUUCGGUUUAUUAUUAUUAUUAUUAUAUAAUAUUUUGUAAUACUACCUUUUUAUGAGAAACGUUUUGUUUUUCACAUUUUGUUAUGAUUAUUAUUAUUAAUUUGGUAAUUUAUUGUAAUUAUUUUUAUAUUUUUAUCGUUAUCAUUAUCUUUCAAUAAUAUCCACUUAUGUGUA